AUUAGUUUUAACAACAACACUCGAUAGACAACGACAAACCUAGCGAAUAGUUCUCAAAUUCAUUAGACAAUUGCAAUACUCUAUACCCGAACGCGAUUCCAAAAAAAUAUAUACAAAACCAAAAUUACGGUUUACGUGAUUCGUAAAAUCGAUUGGACAACAGACUGUUUCAUUUCACAUGAAAUUCCAUUACUUGUGAAAGAAAAGUGAUGAAGUCAGUGUUAAGAAGUGUUUUUGAAAUAAAAUAUUUGUAAAUAAAAAUCUGUGCAAAAAGGAAACAAGGAUUACUCUCCGGAAAACAACAAUAAAAACACAGCAAUAUGGCGCUCACUUUUCAAGUGCCAUUCUUGAUGAUACUGCUGACGUUAGCUCAUGGUGCCCGCUUAGAUAAUCGAUACCUUCCGCCCCCACCUAAUGCUGCCACGGCAGGUGGUGGUCCUGGUCUUCAAGGUCCAGGAGGCGGUGGUGGACCAGGAGGCAGGCCAGGAGGAUUUGGUGGUGGUGGCGGCGCUGGCGGAGGGGGUGGAGGAGGUGCAGGCGGUGGUGGCGGUGGGGGAUUUGGAGGCGGAGGUGGCGGUGGCGGCAACAAUGGCCUUGGAGGUUUCUCCGGUGCAGGUGGCCCAGGUCGACCAUUUGGACCCUCCGGUGGUAGUGGUCCAGGAGCGCGGCCCAGUGCACCUUCCGGCCCCUCUGCACCAGCUGGACCAGUCAUUCCAAUUCUAUCAUUUGUAAAUGAAAACGAUGGCGAUGGCAACUAUCGCUUUAGCUACGAAACGGGUAAUGGCAUAAAGGCUGAGGAAGAAGGCACAGUUAAAAAUAAAGGAUCUGACAAUGAAAUUCCCUCUGUGAUGGGUACAUAUUCAUAUACUGCGCCCGAUGGUCAGGUGAUAGAAGUUGCUUAUACCGCCGAUGAAAAUGGUUUCCAACCACAAGGAGAUUUGUUACCAACUCCUCCUCCAAUACCUGAGGCGAUAGCAAAGGCUCUGGCUGCCCAAGGAAUUCAACCGGCACCUGGUGGUGGUUUCAUUGGUGGAACUGGUUCAGGUGCAGGUGCAGGUGGAACUGGACGUGGAGGUGGUGCUGGAAGUUUUGGUGGAGCCGGUGGUGGCACCGGAGCUGGCGGAUAUGGUGGUGGAGGAGCAGGAGGUGGUGCCGGUAGAGGUGGAGGCGGCGGAACAGGUGCCGGCGCAGGUGGUGGAUUUGGUGGAGGAGCAGGAGGUGGAGCUGGUAGAGGUGGUGGAGCCGGAGGAUUUGGCGGUGGUUCUGGCGCAGGUGGUGCUGGUGGCGCCGGUGCUGGAGGCGGCUAUGGCGGUGGCGCUGGGUCAGGCGGAGGUGCUGGUAGAGGCGGUGGAGCUGGCGGAGGAGGUGCCGGCGGAUUCGGUGGUACUUCCGGGGCUGGUGGUUUUGGCGGUGGCGCCGGAGCUAGUGGUAGAGGAGGAGGUGCCGGUGCUGGCGGCGGUUAUGGUGGUGGCGCUGGUGCAGGUGCAGGUGGCGGUGCUGGUAGAGGUGGCGGAGCCGGUGCUGGUGGAUAUGGAGGAGGUGGUGGCGCUGGAGCCGGUGGCGGUGCUGGUAGAGGAGGUGGAGCUGGCGCAGGAGGUGCCGGCGGAUUUGGCGGUGGCGCCGGAGCUGGUGGUAGAGGUGGAGGUGCCGGUACUGGUGGCGGUUAUGGUGGUGGCGCUGGGGCAGGUGGAGGUGCUGGUAGAGGCGGGGGAGCCGGUGCUGGUGGUGCCGGUGGAUUUGGGGGAGGUGGCGCUGGAGCCGGUGGCGGUGCUGGUAGAGGAGGUGGAGCUGGCGCAGGAGGUACCGGCGGAUUCGGCGGUGGUUCCGGGGCUGGUGGUUUUGGCGGUGGCGCCGGAGCUGGCGGUAGAGGAGGAGGUGGCGGUGCUGGCGGCGGUUAUGGUGGUGGUGCUGGUAAAGGCGGUGGAGCCGGUGGAUUUGGAGGAGGUGGCGCUGGAGCCGGUGGCGGUGCUGGUAGAGGAGGUGGAGCUGGCGCAGGAGGUGCCGGCGGAUUUGGCGGUGGUUCCGGAGCUGGUGGUUUUGGAGGUGGAGCCGGCGCAGGUGGUGCUGGUGGAUUUGGAGGUGGUUCCGGCGCCGGUGGUGCUGGAGGUCGUGGCGGAGGCGCCGGUGCAGGCGGAGGUUAUGGUGGUGGCGGUGGUGCUGGUGGUGGAGCUGGCAAAGGCGGUGGAGCGGGCGCAGGUGGUUAUGGAGGCGGAUCAGGCGCCGGCGGAGGUGCCGGUGGUUUUGGUGGUGCCGGUGGCUUUGGCGGUGCCGGUGGUAAAGGAGGCGGUACCGGUGGCGCUGGUGGUUUUGGUGGCGGUGCAGGUGGUGCCGGUGGAAGAGGAGGUGGGGCUGGUGUUGGAGGCGGUUUUGGUGGUGGUGCCGGCGGAGGUGCCGGCGGAGGUGCUGGUGCAGGUGGCGGCGCUGGUAGAGGAGGCGGAGCAGGAGGAGCUGGUGGUUAUGGAGGUGGUGCAGGAGGUGCCGGUGGCUUCGGUGGUAGCGGUGGUGCCGGUGGAAAAGGAGGAGGUGCCGGCGGCUUCGGUGGCGGUGCUGGUGGAGCCGGUGGAAGAGGAGGUGGGGCUGGUGUUGGAGGCGGUUUUGGUGGUGGUGCCGGCGGAGGUGCUGGUGCAGGUGGUGGCGCUGGUAGAGGAGGCGGAGCAGGAGGAGCUGGUGGUUAUGGAGGUGGUGCAGGAGGUGCCGGUGGCUUCGGUGGUGCCGGUGGAAAAGGAGGCGGAGCAAGCGCCGGUGGCGGUUUUGGUGGUGGAGGUGCCGGCGGCUUCGGUGGCGGUGCUGGUGGAGCCGGUGGAAGAGGUGGUGGAGCUGGCGCUGGAGGCGGUUUUGGUGGUGGUGGUGCUGGUGGUUACGGUGGUGGUGCGGGAGGUGCUGGCGGUAAAGGUGCUGGUGCUGGUGGGGCAGGCGGUUUUGGUGGUGGUGGUGGCGCCGGUGGCGGUGCUGGUGGUAGAGGAGGUGGCGCUGGAGCUGGUGGCGCUGGCGGUUUUGGUGGCGGUGCUGGUGCCGGUGGUAAAGAAGCUGGUGGUGGCGCUGGAGGUUUCGGUGGAGCCGGUGGUUCAGGUCCUGCGCCAGGCUUACCGGGUCGUGGUCAUCCAAGUGGCGAUUUUAAUCCCCAAACUGGUUACAACUAUUAAAUCUCAAUCACUCGUUAAGCCUCAGUACUCAAUGCAACGAUAUCUGCCACAAAUACUCGUAGCAUCUAAGCCCCUAUACUAAUUUACUUUACUUUAACUUACCCGAUAUUGCAAAAAAAUUAUAUCUUCAUACCUCCUACACUACACUACACUACAAUACUCAAGUUCAAGCGUUAAUUAAUUUAAGUAACUUCAUUUAAACAAAUCAUUAGCCUACCGAUGUCCAUUUUAAGAAGUCCUUGUGUUUUUUCGUUUUCUCAUUUUGUUUUAUGUGAACUUUAGUGUAAUAAGUCAAUCAUUGUUAAAUUCUGUUGUUUUUCUUUUGUUCAUCGCAAGAAUAUGGCUAGUGAGCGAUUUCAAAAUUUGAUUAAGAUGAGAUUUCGUGAAAUUCUUCGAAAGCACAGAAGCAGCAUUUGCCAAAUUUUAUGUAAAUAUAAUUAAGUUCGAAUGUAAAACAAAUGCAAAUGAAUAAUAAUAAAAAAAUAUUUAACAAU
Molecule: messenger RNA, 3637 nt
Organism: Musca domestica (house fly)
Lineage: Eukaryota; Metazoa; Arthropoda; Insecta; Diptera; Muscidae
Exons: 3
Coding region: 321-3143 (940 amino acids)
Cellular component (GO): chitin-based extracellular matrix
Molecular function (GO): structural constituent of chitin-based larval cuticle
Source: RefSeq, a predicted model, not a curated record